AUGUCAGAGUUCUCUGCUCUACUGAAACAGCGUGACAUUGAUCGAUUUGAACAGAGAGGUGACUCGGGCAAUUACCCUGACACAGUUGAUGAACGCAAGGACAUCAACGCACUACUCUCGGACUAUGAGGCAGAGGAGUACACACGCGACAGAGACACACUGGAGGGCCUACUAAAGACCCAGGCCACACUCAAGAGUACUCUAUCCAAUCUAAAGAACCGAUUCGAGCGAGUCAAACAGUUGGGUAUGUAUGAACAGUUCAUUUCACCCGUCGAUGCCAAGGCAAUCCAGGAUAAGAUCGAUGCAAGAGAAGCUGACCAACUUAAGGUCAAAUCAAUGGUAACUGACCUCGCUUCAAGGUUGGGUCUCGAUAACGACGAGAAGAAGUUAGGUCUCAAAACAUACAGGAUGGAGAUCUAUCGCAAACACCAAUGA
Molecule: messenger RNA, 435 nt
Organism: Acytostelium subglobosum LB1
Lineage: Eukaryota; Evosea; Eumycetozoa; Acytosteliales; Acytosteliaceae
Exons: 2
Coding region: 1-435 (144 amino acids)
Source: RefSeq, a predicted model, not a curated record